Molecule: messenger RNA, 9761 nt
Organism: Coregonus sp. 'balchen'
Lineage: Eukaryota; Metazoa; Chordata; Actinopteri; Salmoniformes; Salmonidae
Source: the annotation of a GenBank genome assembly
AUGGUCAACUGGUCUCCGUUCGUCAUGUCUUUCAAGAAAAAGUACCCUUGGAUCCAGCUGGCGGGUCAUGCAGGUAGGCCUUGACAACGCUGCCUCUGGAAUGUGGGGAUUCUGUGUUCUACUCUCCUUGUGUUGGGAUAUACUUGCAAAUCAUAUAUUCAAAGGCUCAGUACUAGGGCAUAACUAAGAGUUUGAUCCUAUUUGUAUAUACUGUGGCUAGGCUACCUGAAAUUGAAUGGUCCAUUCAGAAUCAGAUAAUACCUUUUCUUUAGCAACAGGACAAAACAAAGUAAAGCAGGCCUACUGUGAACACAAAUCAUCCUCUAAUGUUUUUAUUGCAUGUGAUGGUUCCUCUCAGGCAGUUUCAAGGCGGGGGCUAACGGGCGGAUCCUGAAGAAGCACUGUGACUGUGAGCAGCGCUGCUUGGACUGGCUGAUGAAAGACGUGCUGCGUCCCUACGUACCGGCCUACCACGGAGACGUGGAGAAGGACGGGGAGAAGUACAACCAGAUGGAUGAUCUGCUCUCUGAGUUCGACCUGCCAUGCGUCAUGGACUGCAAGAUGGGUGUCAGGUGAGUGUGGGUUGACAGACCUUUAUAGAUAGAUGCAUCUCUGUGUUGAAGUUACACAUAGGCACAGAUCUAAUCUCAGUUUACCCUCUGGAUAUCCUAAUUUAAAUUUUUCGGGGGUGAAUGAAAAUAGACCUUAGAUCAGUGUUUGCUAGCAACCUGGACAUCAUUGUAGCUCUCAGAUCUCUUUGUUCCAUUUUGACAGGUUAGGGUUAGGUCCAACAUUCAAUCAGGCAGACAUCCAUUAGGCGUAAGGCCUAAGAGUGACCAUCACCCUCCCCUAGAGUGGAGAGAUGUACUGUAGGCAGCUGGCCCUUCUCAGACACACCAUGACAUAAAUCAGCCUGUGGGGAAAGUAUUGUGAAACCACUUCCAUUCCUUUGGGUGAAUUAUUACGCUGCCGAACUCCACAUACUGUACGUGUUACAGUUGUCAAAAUCUCCCUUGUUAAAUUUACAUCAGAUGUAUACCAGAUAUGGGUUGUAAUUAUUCUCUCUCCGAGUCACUUUGCAAAGUUAUUACUGACCAGUGAAAUAUUGGAGACUCUUCUGAGGCACUUUGAACUGGGUGCUAACAGGUCAGGCCUGUUUUGCUACAGUAUCCUAUACUCUACUGCUGUGACGAAUAGCUGUGUUGCCCUUUGGCCUUCAUCACUCUCCCUGCUCUCUCCCUCCUCUCAUCUCCUUUCCUCUCUAGCACAACUUUGGUUAUGUGAGCGGUCUCUGGAAUGGCCAGUAUGUUAUCAUAUUUUAAACCAGCCUUUCCAAACACAACAAGUUGGUGCAGUGCUAACAGACUAAAUGGCCUGUUAUUGAGGUAGCUGGCUACUGCAGCACGAAUGAGAAGGAUCAUUUUAAUCUAGGAAAGGUUAAGAAAAUCCCUUAUUCAGGGAUGAACUGAAGAGAAGGGAACCCCUCCUCUUGUCUUCACUGCAAUAAUUAUUCUACAGUAUAUUAUGUGAAAGAAAACAGUUAUUCUUCUUUCACAUGUUGGCCCCUGGGACAUGAUCACUCAUAACAGCUUUGUCAAACAAGAUCUGAAUUAUCAUUAUUGUAUUGCACAAUGUUUGCACAAUAUAUUGUAUAGAUUGUAUUCAAAUGGCUGAUAAAAGGAAAUAAAUUAGGUUGCUGGACUGGUUACACCAUAAAACCAUAAAAUCUCAUUCUGUCAGGAACUGAUGUGGAUGUGGUGUAGGAGUCAGGCGCAGGACACGGAGGCUUAGUCCAACAGACUUUACUAGUCAUAAAGUGACAAAAUACAAAACACGGGCCUCGAAACAAACAGAGGCGAGCGAUUACGCAAAACGUGCGUAAAAACACCAAACAAAUAAACAGAGCAGAAACACGCAGCUCCUACCGACAGGCGGACAAUAACACACAACACAAGACUAACCAAACGAGAAACUUAUAGGAGACAUAAUCAACCAAACAGGAAACAGGUGUACACAAUCAGACAAAACCAAACAGACAUCGAAAACAUCAAACGGUGAUAGCUAGUACUCCGGGGACGACGACCGCCGAAACCUGCCCGAACAAGGAGGAGGAGCAGCCUCGGCCGAAACCGUGACACAUUCAAAAAAGUCAGUACCAAACAGAUGUUGCUUCUCUGUCCACCAAAGGACGUACCUGGAGGAGGAGCUGACCAAGGCCCGUAAGAAUUCCAGUCUGAGGAAGGACAUGUACCAGAAGAUGGUGGAGGUGGAACCCCUGGCGCCCACACCCGAGGAGCAGGAGCAGCAGGCGGUCACCAAGCCCCGCUACAUGCAGUGGAGAGAGACCAUCAGCUCCACCGCUACACUGGGCUUCCGCAUCGAGGGCAUCAAGGUAAGUCACGGGAUAGGGGAAGGGAGUGGGGACCGCUGAACUGCUUUGUGAAUGGACACCAUUAUGCACUGUGAUAUACGGUAGAGCAGGGGUCGACAACAGGAGUGUAUUUUGUUUUUUGUGUGUAUCAAAAAUGACUAAAAAAUCACAAGGAAUUCAGCUAAGAAUGAGUUUAAUUAGGGAAAUCUGUUCCCAGGUAUUCCCAUGAAUAAAAAAAGAGACAUAUAUGAACGUGUCUCAAUGUAAUCAAGGUUUCAAAUACAAUCUAUUUUUGGGCUUAGUUGUGGUAAAUUUAGCAGAGUACUAAUUAUUAUAAUUAUGUUCCGGCCCCCCGACCAUCCGCUCCGACGAAAAUCGUCCCUUGGCUGAAUCUAGUUGCCUAUCCCUGCAGUAGAGAGAAGCAUUGUAACAUAAAGUCAUACUCUAUAAAACUCAUUUAACAUCCAUUAUUGGAAAAGGUUAACACUAUAGGGAAGGUGACCAAAUACUGCAUCUGCCAGUCUGUACACUCAGUAGUUACUAAUCAAAAAAUUGAUUUCAAAAUCUAUCCAUAAUGAAAACAGUAAUAAUGUGAAAUUGAGAGUGUAAUUCUGCUUAGAAGGGCUGACCAUGAUGGUCCUGCUUGGUUUGUGUACAGACAUACCCUGCAGUCGCCCCUUAAUAGCAUUCCUCAUACUGAGGGUUGCCAUGGCCAACAGGAGGGAAUACCCUCUAUUCGGUCUCAGUAUGUAUAGGCUGUGUUGAGUGCUUUUGUCACACAUAGGGCCUGCUUGUGACACAUCUAUUGACAGUAACAUCAGUUGCUGAUGCAUCCCAUUCGCUCCUACACACCAUCAGUCUCCUUCAAGCUGAAACUAAUACAUUCAGUGCAGCAGCACACAGACAGACAGACAGAUGGCCUGAUCGUGUGAUUCUGCCUCAGUAAAGCUAAGCAUACUAAUAAUCAUAUUCGGAGAAAGCGGGUUGCAACAAAAAAAGAGCGUAUCUGCAACAUAUCCUUCCUAGGCAAAUAUAUUACACAGGGCUAGUCUAAUUCCUCCUAAAGCCAAGAGGGAGACAUCCUGGCUAUGUUUGGGCCGUAACACCGUCUUCCAGAAUCUGUCUCCUCUAAUGAGGCCCUGAGGUUUGACUCUGGAGGGCUAUAGACAGAUGUGCAGGAUGAAUAGUUCAGACUGGACUGGCAGCGUAGGGAGCAGCAGCAGCAGGGCUGUCCGGAAUUUCCACUCCUCUGUCUCUCUUUUUCCCGACUCCAGCCAUGUCCAUAGAUGGCCGCGGCCCGCAGAGCUCUGAUGGCUCUCUCUGUUGUCAUGACAUCAGGGAUUGCCCUUGGAGACUGUGUGUGGAAUCAAAAGUCUCUGUGAGUUUUUAGAGAGCACACAGCUGCUGUUGUGUCUGUUGGGCCCGAGCUCAAUGCCCAUAUUAUUGUCUGCCUGCAUUUCUACUGAGACAGUAGAGCACAGUGCUGUGGUAGAGUUAGAAUAUGAGCACAUUAAGUAUGUGGAGACACGUCCUCUUGUCUUAGAGAGAUGAAGCAAAACGUUGGGCCAUUUUCCUGUUUUAGUCACCUCUUUCAGCAGGGUUUUGCUGCUUAAAGAAAUGGCUAUGUAUAAUAGUAUAGUAGUACUACUGAGUAGUAGGCAUAAAGGCAUUCGCUUGCUUCCCAGCCAAAACAGUUCGGAAGAGUUCGUGCAUACAGUAUAUUAUGACGACAUUUUGUGACGUUUUUGUUCGUUUUAGACUUCGGUUAGGUUUUCUUCGGCUGUUCGGGCACCCAAUUUUUUUUCUGGAGGCAAGCCGAGGUCGGUAGCUGAAGUCGGUAGCUGAAGUCUACAGCCCUUCGUCUGUGAUUGCUCAACAGUAGGGAUUCUUCAAUAAAUGAAUUCGGACUAUUAUGAGGCUGGCUACGGCGUCUCAAAAUGAACAAAUUAUUGCCGCUUUUUUCACGUUUUUCAAGCGAAGAUCUUUUAAGGGAGUAUGCGAGCACACUCGUUCGUAUCACCUAGCUGACUUCGGCUAGCCAUCAGCCGAACUGAAGCAUGCUGAUGCCUCAAGUGCCACGGUAUGGGUCUGACUUUUGAAGUUAUUUAGCCUCCCCUUGAAUGAUAGCCAUUUCUAUCAAGCUAGCAGUGUGUCACAUGUAUACGGGGACCUCAGACAUAAUGUAAUUGUUGGAGGCCCCAUCCUGCCCACCCUGUCUUUCUUUCCCUUCCUCUGUGCAGAAGGAAGACGGGACGGUAAACAGAGACUUUAAAAAGACCAGGAGCAUGGAGCAAGUGACAGAAGCAUUCAACGACUUUCUCAAAGGAAACCAGAACAUCCUGGUGAGUGUGUGUGCAUGUGUCUCUGUGAUUCUUUCGGUGUGUGAGUGAGAGUGUGCUCGUGCGUGCCUCCGUCUAUGUGUGUGUGUGAGCCGGAGCCCCCUAACGCUGCGGCAGACCUCUCCCUGCGCCAUGGUCAAAUGGCCCCUGGAGGGAGCUCCCAAGGACUUCUCCCUCUCUAAUGGCCCAGGAAGUGAGGUCAUAGCCGGGACGGCUGUGUGGGAUUUAGCUCUCCCGGGGUCCUGGAAACAGAAUAGGGAAAUUAAACAUUCAAACAAAAUGUCCUCCAUUCCAUUCCACAUUGGUUUGUCAUGUGUUUAUCUGGCACCACUAGGCCCAAGCCAAGGUUAGCAAGCCAAGCCAAACACACUCUAUCUGUCACUGUGUGGUGGGCCUUGACCCUACUGUUGAGUACUUAACUGUCACUCAUGUGUGGUCUUCAUCUCUCUCUCUACUGAGCUGAGCUGUUGCCACAUAAGGGUUUGCACUAUGGAGUUAUCAUAAUUCAUAGAAUGGUCUGUUUAUGAGUAAUGUUCUGUAAUGAAUACAGGGCCUGUAUCCACAAAUCGUCUCAGAAAAGGUCCUAGGAAUUCAGUAGCGGUGCGUGGGUAAAAUCACUGUUGAAGCCAAGCCAGGAAAAUAAACAUAUUACUAUUACAACCUAUGUUGUGAUAAUUGCGUUGUUUGCUCUAUAACCCAUUUGUUCAUACGCCAGCAUGAUAUACAAUAAGGCCGUGACAACAAAAAUACACCAGUCACACAGUGGCGGAAUAAAUUCAACCACAAAUUUGUUUAAUCUCAAAACCAUAGAGCAACAUCUGUCCGGUGAAGUCCACAAAGCAAAUAUUGCAUGUAACAAAUAGUUAAAUAACCUACAACAUUGUCAAGCAAGUUAAUGUUUCUGACAGUUUACUAAACAACUACUGAUUUAGAACCAAAGAGAACUACAGCAAGUGAACACAAAGAAAACAGGAGCACUGCAUCACCAUUUAAACUUAAACAUUUCAACAUAAUUAAAUCAACUAGGCUAUGGGGGCCCGAUUCCGACUUAGGAAAUGACGCCUUUCUUACACAGUUCUCAGUAGUUGGUGUUCAGACUUACCUUAUGCAGGUGCGUAAUGUGCUUUGCAGGCGUGGUUCCCUUGCACGCGCUGAAUAAAUGUCAUUCAACCCUCCCACUUGCUGGCCAACAGAUUUUCUCGUGGAGUUUUCAUUCAAUAGGGUUUUCAGUACAUUUAUCUUAAGCCAUCCCUUUAAAUACGGUGUACCUUUAAUUAGAAUUUUGUCCACAGACUAGAAUACAUCGAGAGAACAAGUUCAGAAAAUAGGGAUCAAUGAAAGAAUGCCAUCAAUGCAUCUUCGUCUCCGUUUCAGCACCAACUGGUAGAUAUAAAAAUACUCUGAUCUUGUAGAUUAUUUAGGCAUAUUUUAGGGUUAGGAAAGUAUGUAUGAAUCAUUUACAAAAAUGGUUUGGAGAGCCUUUACACACAAAAUAUAUUGAGGAAUUAAAAAUACAGUGGUUUGGUUCAUCCUGUUGUCAUAUUCAAGUUCAAUCCAUGAAAUAAUGGAAGGUGUAACAAAUGGAAUGGAAUGGAUUGAAGCAAAAUGUAAGCUACAAAUUGAAGAAUACUAACACUGAAGUGACAGUUAUAAAUGUAUGUGGGUAUUACUGACGGUGUCUCCCAAUAGUGGCUAAUAUUUAACAUGAUACAAAUUGUAAAAUAAAAGGGAGGAAAGCCUGGGCAUAGGCUAUAAUUAAAACAUUCUAAAGUGCAUACAACAACUCGGCAGGUUCAGCCCUAAAGAAGCCUAUAGCUUGGGUGUCCAAAUUUCAUCCACACAAAUUAUGAGGGCACACAAUACAAAUUCUAAAUAACGGCACAGCUAUUUAUAGCCUAUUUCACUGUGGGAAAGGGGCCGCAAUACAUGUCAUGUUGAUAUAAUUUUCAGUUUGCUUCCUUAUGGCUGGUUUCACAUUCGUCUCCAGAAAUCUUAAGGGCAGGAGGUAGCCUAGCGGUUAAGAGCGCUGGAACAGUAAUCGAAAACUUGCUGGUUCGAAUUCCUGUGCAGACUAUGUUAAAAAUAUGCUGAUGUGCCCUUGAGCAAGGUACUUAACCCUAGUCGCUCUGAAUAAGAUUUAUGUAAAUGUACAUACAUCAAAAUAUAGGGAACUAUUUGUAUUUACAAUCCCCUUAUCCAAACAGAUUACUCAUUUACAUAGCUCUUAUCCAUUUAUAAAUUACAGUGCAUGGAGAAUGCUGUUAUUUCUAUCGGGAAAAAAUAAAGUACACUGAACAAAAAUAUAAACGCAACACGCAACAAUUUCAAAGAUUUUACUGAGUUACAGUUCAUAUAAGGAAAUCAGUCAAUUUAAAUAAAUAAAUUAGGCCCUAAUCUAUGGAUUUCACAUGACUGGGAAUACAGAAAUGCAUCUGUUGGUCACAGAUACCUUUAAAAAAAUGUAAGGGCGUGGAUCAGAAAACCAGUCAGUAUCUGGUGUGACCCAUUUGCCUUAUGCAGCGCAACACAUCUCCUUGGCAUAGGGUCGAUCAGGCUGUUGAUUGUGGCCUAUGGAAUGUUGUCCCACUCCUUUUCAAUGGCUGUGCGAAGUUGCUAGAUAUUGGCGGGAACUGGAACACGCUGUCGUACACGUUGAUCCAGAGCAUUUCAAACAUGCUCAAUGGGUGACAUGUCUGGUCAUGGAAGAACUGGGACAUUUUCAGCAUUGAGGAAUGUACAGAUCCUUGCGACAUUGCUGAAACAUGAGGUGAUGGCGGCAGAUGAAUGGCACGACAAUGGGCCUCAGGAUAAAAUGCAAUUAUGUGUCAUUGUCUAUGGUAACCCACGGCCAAAGGGGACUGUUACAACUUGCUAGCAACCGCUCGCCACAACCAUAACCCCAAAAAGCUGGUCCACCAUGGGCACUCUGUUCACAACUUUGACAUCAGCAAACCGCUCGCCCACACGACACCAUACACGCUGUCUGCCAUCGGCCCGGUACAGUUGAAACUGGGAUUCAUCCGUGAAGAGCACACUUCUCCAACGUGCCAGUGGCCAUCGAAGGUGAGCAUUUGCCCACUGAAGUCGGUACGACGCCGAACUGCAGUCAGGUCAAGACCCUGGUGAGGACGACGAGCACGCAGAUGAGCUUCCCUGAGACGGUUUCUGACAGUUUAUGCAGAAAUUAUUCGGUUGUGCAAACCCACAAUUUCAUCAGCCAUCCGGGUGGCUUGUCUCAGACGAUCCCGCAUGUGAAGAAGCCGGAUGUGGAGGUCCUGGGCUGGCGUGGUUACACGUGGUCUGCGGUUGGGAGGCCGGUUGGACGUACUGCCAAAUUCUCUAAAAUGACGUUGGAGGCGGCUUAUGGUAGAGAAAUGCACAUUAAAUUCUCUGGCAACAGCUCUGGUGGAUAUUCCUGCAGUCAGCAUUCCAAUUGCACGCUCCCUCAAAACUUGAGGCAUAUGUGGCAUUGUUGUGUGACAAAAUUGCACAUUUUAGAGUUACCUUUUAUUUUCCCCAGCACAAGGUGCACCUGUGUAAUGAUCAUUACAUUUUUCUGUGAGGUUAAAAUUAGAGAAAACCUUGAGCCUUGAAAUAAUGAAAGCUUUUCAGCUCAGAUUUUCCCACGUCACCCUGGGUAGUUUUAAUAAUACAUCUUGUGCUCUCAUCUGUCUGUUUUCAGAACUGUUAUCUGGACCGACUGAAGGACAUCAGGGACACUCUGGAAAGAUCAACCUUCUUCAAGACCCACGAGGUAAACAAAGCUAUUUUUUGUCCUCCGCUGGUAUUUUUGAGUUGUAACAUUUACUGAAAUGGAAGCAUUUGAGAUCCGCCCAUGUACCACUCAACAGAUACAGGAGGCUACAAUCUGUGCAGUGGAAACCCAUGAACAAUGGCAUCCACACAAACACCAACCAAUCACAGGACAUUGUUAUUCUAAACAGGAAGCGUAGUCAGGCUCCUGAAGGUGCUGUGGCGUUUCAGAGGAAAGAUUGAGACACAGGCCCUAGAACAAACCUCUCUGGAAUAACCUAUGUCCUGCUGCUUAGGUGGAGUCAAAUACAGGGUGUGUACAUUAGGUACAGGGUGUGUCUGUUAAUCCCUCUGAUAUGCGUACUCUAUGUGAAGUCAGUGGGUCUUUAUAGUGACAUUUUAUGAAGACUCAGGAAUAGCUGAUUAAUAAGAUUAUUUGGACUCCCAUUUACGUCAACCAUCUGUCCAGACAUACUGUAGUCAGACACACCUGUAACAUAUAAUAGUCAGAAAAAUAUGUACAGUACCAUGUCUUUUCCCUGUCAACUAACUACAGAAAGCAUAGAACCAUUUGAUCAAAUAUGUCAUAAGAUAAAGUUUAACAGUAAAUUAACUAUGUACAUACAGUAGUCAAAUACAACUGAAUCAUGAUUUACCUUUACAGUAAUAAGAGGGGUGCUUGAAGAAUGUUGAUUUAAUGGGCAGAUAUUUACUCAAUGCAGAUAACAUACUUAACGUGAUUAUACUGUGUAUGGCGAUUAUAGACCAUACUGAACAGGAUAUUCUUCAUUAGGCUUCUCCCUCUUUAUUCUUACAUUUAUUUUAAGCGCUUUGAGAUUCUAUGAAAAGCGCUAUAGAAACGUAAUAAAAUAUUAUUAUUAUUAUUAAAUGCCUACCAUGCACACAUUCCAAACUCUAUUUGAAACCUCUAUUUUUAGCCUAUUGUAAACAGAAAAAGAAAUGUGUUAUUUUAGCUAAAUGUUUUCAUCCUAUUUGGUAUGGGUCUGCUGAUAGUUUGUGUUUUUUGUAGAGCUUUGUCCUGCCAGAGGUCUCAGUGUUUUGAGGACUAAGAUGGAUCCCUCUCUCCCUCUCUCCUUCCCCAGGUGAUUGGCAGCUCACUGCUGUUCAUCCAUGAUAAGCGGGGGCAGGCCAAGGUGUGGAUGAUAGACUUUGGGAAGACCACCCCUCUGCCUGAAGGACAGGUCCUGAGUCACAGGGCCACCUGGGAGGAGGGCAACCGCGAGGACGGCUACCUCUAUGGCCUGGACCACCUCAUAGACAUUCUCACCCAUAUGGUG